This is a messenger RNA of Dimorphilus gyrociliatus, 1446 nucleotides long. The record is from the annotation of a GenBank genome assembly. Lineage: Eukaryota; Metazoa; Annelida; Polychaeta; Dinophilidae.
AGAUGGCGUCCAAAGAAUAAACGAUCUCCUAACAGACUUAAGUCGUACCCGACUAAAUCAAAUUUUGUUCGUCGAAAUAUGUCAGAAGUUUCGGCUGAGACUCUCGAAAAGUUCUGUUCUGUCACCGGUUCAUCUCAGGUAGAUAUAGCAAGACAGUUACUACAAGUUUGCAAUGGAAAUUUAGACAUGGCAAUAGGUAUGUACAUGGAAAACAUGGAUUCAACGAAACCAGGAUAUUCGGGUGGGCCCUCACCGGAAGAAACUCCCAAGGAAGAUGAUGAAGAGGAACUGAGACCACCUAUUCCGUCUAAAACUGAAGUACUUCUACCCGGCAGUCCACCAUAUGCUUCUACAAAAAGAUUUCGAAGAAAUGAUAGAAGUUCCGUAUUCGAUGGUUUUAGAGAUUUUCAAGCUGAAAGUCUGGCUUCCAGUACAAAUUCUAAUGGACAAAAAAGACAGACUCUCGAAGAACUUUUCCGUCCUCCUCUUGAUCUUAUUCAUAAAGGACCAUUCUUUACAGCUCGAGAAGAAGGUAAAAAGCAAAACAAAUGGUUGUUGGUUAAUAUCCAAGACGUAACAGAAUUCUCUUGCCAAAUACUCAAUAGAGACGUUUGGUCUUGCCCAAAAGUUAAGCGCAUUAUUCAAAAAAAUUUUAUCUUCUGGCAAGUAUAUCAUGAUAGUCAAGAAGGAUUGAAGUAUAGGCAAUUUUAUCAUUUCAACGAAUGGCCUUACAUUGCAGUUAUUGAUCCUAUAACUGGAGAGAGAAUUGUAGCUUGGAAUAAAUUGGAUGCAAAAUCGUUCUGUGAGUUAGUUGAGGAGCUAUUUGUUAUGCGAGGUUCUAAACCAUCAGAAGAAAAAAAGGGAGACAAUAACCUAUCUGAAUCUAUUAGCAUAAUUGAUAUGAGUGAAGAAGAACAAAUAAAAGAAGCAUUACAAGCAUCUCUACAAGAGACUAAUAAAGUUAAUAAAAUAGAAUAUUUGUCAACGAGCGAAGACGAUGAUGAUAAUAAUAAUGAUGAUGAUGACGACGAAGACAUUACGAAUAAUGAAAAUGACGAUGACUGUAUCGAUGUAACGCCUUGUAAACAGAAAGCCACUAAGAGGUAUCACUCUAGUGACGAGGAAACUAAAAAUAAUGAACCUUCCAAAAAAUUGCAAAAACAAGCAGAACUUUACACAGAUUAUUUUGGUGACGAAUCUGAUGAAAAAUCAAAUAUUGUAUUACGACUUCCAUCUGGUGAGAGAAAAUCUUUGCAACUACCUUGUACAUCAAAAUUAAAAGCUCUAGUUUUAUUUGUGAAAGAGUCAGGAUUCUCUCCAGAGAGUCAUCAGCUUGUCGCAAACUUUCCUAAACGAACUUUUACAGAUGUAGAGAAAACAUUAUUAGAAUUGGGUAUGCAUCCACAUUACACCAUUUUUGUACAGAGUAAUUCGGGUGGGGGAUGA